Molecule: messenger RNA, 3163 nt
Organism: Miniopterus natalensis
Lineage: Eukaryota; Metazoa; Chordata; Mammalia; Chiroptera; Miniopteridae
Gene: SLC24A4
Product: solute carrier family 24 member 4
Biological process (GO): calcium ion transmembrane transport; intracellular calcium ion homeostasis; sensory perception of smell
Cellular component (GO): plasma membrane
Molecular function (GO): calcium channel activity; calcium, potassium:sodium antiporter activity
Source: RefSeq, a predicted model, not a curated record
GGGACNUCCGGGAUGGCGCUCCCGGGUCCCCUCCGGCCGCGCAAAGUUCGCAGGAGGCGAGAGAUGCUGCUGCAGCAGAUUGGCUUCCUGUGCGCGGUGCUGGCUCUGGCGUGCUGUGCGUCCGGCCUUUUCGGCAGCUUGGGGCGCAAAACAGCGUCGGCAAGCAGACACUUUCUGCCAGACACAUGGAGAAGCAGAAAGCUGAUGGCACCACUGAAUGGAACUCAGGCAGCUAAGAACUGCACAGACCCUGCGAUUCACGAGUUCCCCACGGACCUGUUCUCCAAUAAGGAGCGACAGCGCGGCGCCGUCCUGCUGCACAUCCUCGGUGCUCUAUACAUGUUCUACGCCCUGGCCAUAGUGUGCGAUGACUUCUUCGUUCCGUCUCUAGAGAAGAUCUGUGAGAAGCUCCAUCUGAGUGAAGAUGUGGCUGGAGCCACCUUCAUGGCUGCGGGAAGCUCGACACCCGAGCUGUUUGCCUCUGUUAUUGGCGUGUUCAUCACCCACGGGGACGUCGGGGUUGGGACCAUUGUGGGCUCUGCUGUGUUCAACAUCCUGUGUAUAAUCGGAGUCUGUGGAUUAUUCGCGGGACAGGUGGUCCGGCUGACGUGGUGGGCCGUGUGCCGGGACUCCGUGUAUUACACCCUGUCCGUCAUCGUGCUCAUUGCCUUCAUAUAUGAUGAAGAAAUUGUAUGGUGGGAAGGCCUGGUCCUCAUCAUCCUGUACGUGUUUUACAUUCUCAUCAUGAAGUACAACGUGAAGAUACAGGCCUUUUUCACGAUCAAACAAAAGACCGUUGCGAAUGGCAACACGGUCAGCAGCGAGCUGGAGGAUGGUAAUGAUUACUGUGGUAGUAGCUCUGAUGACCCUUCCAUGCCAUUGCUGGGGCCAGUGAAAGAGGAGCCACAGUACAGCAAAAACCCAGUGGUGAUGGUGGACGAGGUCAUGAGCUCCAGCCCCCCCAAGUUCAGCUUCCCGGAGGCGGGCUUGCGCAUAAUGAUCACCAAUAAGUUUGGGCCCAGGACCCGACUGCGGAUGGCCAGCAGGAUCAUCAUUAACGAGAGGCAGAGACUCAUCAACUCAGCGAACGGUGUGAGCAGAAAACCACUUCAAAACGGGAGGCAAGAGAACAUCAAAAACGGGAAUGUUCCCAUGGAAAACCCCGAAGACCCUCGGCAGGAGCAAGAGCGGCAGCCCCUGCCCCCACCGCCACCCCCAGAGCCAGAGCCGGUGGAGACUGCCAUCCUGUCCCCCUUCUCCAUGCCCGCGACAAGAGGGGACAAAGCCAAGUGGAUGUUCACCUGGCCACUCAUCUUCCUCCUGUGCAUCACCAUCCCCAACUGCAGCAAGCCUCGCUGGGAGAAGUUCUUCAUGGUCACCUUCAUCACUGCCACACUGUGGAUUGCUGUCUUCUCCUACCUAAUGGUGUGGCUGGUGACUAUUAUCGGGUACACAUUUGGGAUCCCUGACGUCAUCAUGGGCAUCACUUUCCUGGCAGCGGGCACGAGCGUCCCAGACUGCAUGGCCAGCUUAAUCGUGGCGAGACAAGGCCUUGGCGACAUGGCAGUCUCUAACACCAUAGGAAGCAACGUGUUCGACAUCCUCGUGGGGCUCGGCAUUCCGUGGGGUCUGCAGACCAUGGUUAUCAAUUACGGAUCCACGGUGAAGAUCAACAGCCGGGGCCUGGUCUACUCCGUGGUGCUGCUGCUGGGCUCCGUGGCACUCACCGUCCUCGGCAUCCACCUAAACAAGUGGAGACUGGACUGGAAGCUGGGCGUCUACGUGCUGGUUCUCUACGCCAUCUUCUUGUGCUUUUCCAUUAUGAUAGAGUUUAACGUCUUCACCUUUGUCAACUUGCCGAUGUGCCGAGAAGAUGAUUAAAGCUGAGCCGCUGCCCCCCUGGGAGCUGUCCUGGACACUGACGCUAGGGUCCUCCCCUCUCCCCCCCCAUGAGUCUCCUGCACCGGCAGCCACCAGCCACCAGCCACUGUCUGGUCUUUCUUACACUGGAAGGAAGAGCCAGCGUGGUCUUUGGUCAUAGGCCAGGCUGCUGGGCAUCCACCUCCUCUUUGGAGUUCUGCCCCCCAAAAAGGCAAGAUUUGGGGGCCGCUAUUUGAGCAGCUUCUCAGACCUGAGCUGCCAGUCACAGGGAUGUGGCAUGUGUCUCAUCUCUCUCAGACACCUCGAUCAGAAGGACUUCUGUGUGCAGUUUGUCUUUCUGUUUUGCGACAUCCUCAGAAAUGAGGCGGUCGGUGAAGGUGAGGUUUCCUGGGGCAAGUGCAAAUAGGAAUGUUGUCCUCAAGUGUCUCCUCCGGGCCAGACGGGGUGAGUUCCUUUGGUGGCCUGUGCUGCGAAGAGCCGCCAACUUCUGCUGGAGCACUCACGGUUUGGAGGGGAGCACUCACAACCUGCUGGGGGUGCGGGGCCAUGACGGCAGACAUCCCACCCCUUUUUCUGCACAAAUUGGAAGAAUGGAAACAGUUUUUCAGGUUUUUUGGGUUCGUUUGUGUUUUUUUUAUAGCGGAAGAGAGAAAACAAGAACACAGUACUCUUAUUUUCAUUGAUGCAUUCAGAGAAUGAGCAAUGAAAUAUUAAAAAUAAAAUGUCCUAUAGAUCAUCAUACUUGAAAAAUAGUCCAUACACAAGGACCAUGAUGAGGCCCAAGAGGUGACACUCACAGAAAACAAAUGCUGUGUGCAUCAUGUUGCGGGGACGCUGAGACGCUUGGUUUGGAACUUGGGAGAGAGCGAGAGACUAACAUCGAAACGGUGCUAAUUCAGAGGCGGCGGCGAUCGUAGUUCACAGCCAUGCAUUCCAGACCUUCCGUGUGGCACGACACACUGUCCCUUUGGGUUGGUCGUUUCUUUGUUAAUGCUCUACUCUCAGAACCAUCCUGUUGAAAGACCCAAUUGUGUAUAUGCCCAACAAAUUUCAUAGCCUGCUGAACUGGAAUGGGUGUGCCAGCGGUAACGGUUAAUGGCAUGAAGAGAGAUUUCCUGGAACCGGAACUUGGAAUGUUUAGAGCUCAGUUUCUUGAAUCUUACAGUUCACUACACAUGCAAAGCCAAGGAUGAGAGGCUGAUGCAAAAAUAGAAAAAUAUUAAACAAUUCUCGACCGCUUCCUAGCUCUCCAGUAUAUAUUAAAAAGAUUUACGAACACAAA